CGGAGCGAUCCGAGGCAAGCAGGCGAAGAAACAAGAUGGCGGCCGGCGGCGAUCCCGAGCGGGACGCCGGCCCUUCGCAUUGAAGCCCCUCGGCCCGAGCGGCUCGCCGGAGGCCCUCCUUCCCCGGCGAGGGAGGGGGGGGCGGGGGAGAAAGAGCGCAACCGCCCGCUCGGAAAAGCCACCCGAAGGCCCUCGCGCGCGCACACACCACCUCCCCCCUCAGCGCUCUCGGCCAGCGCCCAGCGAUGCGGGGCCGGCGAGGCAGGCCGCCCAAGCACCAGCAGCCUGCGGCGGCCCCGGCUCGGGCGAGCACCCCGGCUCCAGCAGCCCCGCCGCCGGGCCCUAUCGGGGGACUCCGCUCCCGCCUGAGGGGCAGCAGCCGGGGCAGGUGGGCGGCCUCGGCCCAGGCUGCCGGGGCUGCAGGGCCCAAGCCGAGGGGGGCCGCUGCCCAGGCCUCCCCCUCAGUCAGGGGAGGCGGCAGGAGGAAGGGCGGCAGCGGCAGCAGCAGCACCCCUGGCGGGGGAGGCAAUAGCGGCCGGGGCAGGGGCAGGUCUGCUGCUGCUGCUGGAGCGGCGGGAGGAGGAGGAGGAGGCGGCAGCCAAAGCAGGGCGCCCGCCGCCGCCGCCUCAAGUGGUGGUGCUUCUUCCUCCGCUCCCAAGAGGAGCGGCCGCAGCAGCAGCCAAGUGGUUUACGACGACCAUGAGAGCGACGAGGACGAGAGCGCCGUGUCCGACGACGAGGAAGGCGAGUCCGGGGAGAAGCCCGACUCCGGGGAAGACGAGGCCGUGGCGGAAGAAGAGGAGGAGGAGAACGACGACGACGACUCGGAUUACCCCGAAGAGAUGGAGGAGGACGAGGACGACGACGCCAGCUACUGCACGGAGAGCAGCUUCAAGAGCCACAGCACCUACAGCAGCACCCCGGGUAGGAGGAGACAAAGAGUACAUCGUCCACGUUCUCCAAUACUGGAAGAAAAAGAUGUCCCUUCUCUUGACUUGCCUAAAUCCUCAGAGGACUUAAUGGUGCCUAAUGAGCAUAUAAUGAAUGUUAUUGCCAUCUAUGAGGUACUGCGGAACUUUGGCACUGUCUUGCGACUGUCCCCUUUUCGUUUUGAGGACUUUUGUGCUGCUCUGGUAAGCCAGGAGCAGUGUACACUUAUGGCAGAGAUGCAUAUAGUGCUUUUAAAAGCUGUUUUACGUGAAGAAGACACUUCAAAUACUACCUUUGGACCUGCUGACCUCAAAGAUAGCGUUAAUUCCACAUUGUAUUUCAUAGACGGGAUGACGUGGCCCGAGGUUCUGCGGGUUUAUUGUGAGAGUGACAAGGAAUAUCAUCAUGUUCUUCCUUUCCAAGAGGCAGAUGACUACCCCUAUGGACCCGUUGAGAAUAAAAUUGAAGUCCUGCAGUUUUUAGUGGAUCAGUUUCUUACAACAAACAUUGCACGCGAGGAAUUAAUGUCGGAAGGUGUGAUACAAUACGAUGACCAUUGUAGAGUUUGUCACAAACUGGGGGAUUUGCUUUGCUGUGAAACUUGCUCAGCUGUGUACCACUUGGAGUGUGUGAAACCACCUCUUGAAGAGGUACCUGAGGAUGAAUGGCAGUGUGAAGUUUGUGUAGCACAUAAGGUGCCUGGUGUAACGGACUGUAUUGCUGAAAUCCAAAAAAAUAAACCAUACAUUCGACAUGAACCUAUUGGAUACGACAGAAACAGGCGGAAAUACUGGUUCCUGAACAGGAGGCUUGUUAUAGAGGAAGAUUCAGAGUGUGAGAAAGAUAAGAAAAUCUGGUACUAUAGCACAAAAGUCCAGCUGGCAGAAUUAAUUGAAUGCCUUGACAAAGAUUACUGGGAAGCUGAUAUCUGCAAAACUCUGGAAGAAAUGCGUGAAGAAAUACAUCGGCAUAUGGAUAUAACAGAGGACCUUACCAAUAAAGCACGGGGUAGCAACAAAUCUUUUCUUGCUGCAGCAAAUGAAGAGAUUCUGGAAGCAAUCAGAGCCAGAAAGGGGGAAAUACCAGAAGAUAAAAGCUCAAUAGCUGAUGAAACGGAAAAGGAAAAGGCUAGUGUUGAGAAUAAAGACAGUACAGAUACUGAUAAUGGCAAAGAGGAACUUUCGAACCAACUGCUGGAUGUAAACAAAGAAACGCCACCAGAUGAAAGUUCUGAAAAAGGAAGAAAGGAAGAGCAAACAGAUGCUAUAGAUAAAAGCAACUCCGUGACAUCAGCUGUUGGAGGCAACAGCAUAGAUCCUCCUGCUGGAGAGUCUACUGCUUCUGAAGGAAAAAGUGCAGUCGGAAAUGAGUCCGAAAUCCUGGAUGAUAAUGAGGCGAACAAGAAGCUGGUGACAUCAGAGGCCCUCAAGAAUGUUUCAGAUGAAACUGCUAAGAUGGUUCCCAGCCUGAACGUUGGUCCUUCCACUGAAGCACUUUUGUCUGAUCCAGAAAACAGCUGUAGCAAUGUACUAAAUUCCAUGCAGGAUGAAUCAAUGAAGGCUUCUGAUGAAAUGGAAAAUAUUGAAGGAGGAUCCCAGAGCUCAGAGGAGCUAGUGGGUGGUUUGUUUUGGUUUUUGACAGGGGAUAGAUCUAACAGUGAACGAAGUGAAUCUCCAAACACUGGAAGAGGCACGCCGGGUUCAACACGGAUGGUCACCAGGUUACGAAAUCCGGAUAGCAAACUCAGCCAGCUGAAAAGUCAGCAAGUUGCUGCUGCUGCACAUGAAGCAAAUAAGCUAUUUAAAGAAGGCAAAGAGGUCCUUGUGGUUAAUUCCCAAGGAGAAAUCUCCCGACUGAACACGAAGAAAGAAAUAGUGAUGAAAGGAAACAUCAGCAAUUAUUUCAAACUAGGCCAAGAAGGGAAGUACCGUGUGUACCACAAUCAAUAUGCCACCAAUUCUUUUGCUUUGAACAAGCAUCAACACCGGGAAGAUCAUGACAAGAGGCGACACCUCUCUCACAAAUUUUGUCUGAGUCCUGCUGGAGAGUUCAAAUGGAAUGGCUCUGUCCACGGGUCAAAGGUUCUCACGAUAUCCACCCUGAGAUUAACAAUAAUUCAGCUAGAGAACAACAUCCCAUCCUCAUUCCUUCACCCCAACUGGGCUUCACACAGGUCUAAUUGGAUCAAGGCUGUGCAGAUGUGUAGUAAACCUAGAGAAUUUGCAUUGGCUUUAGCCAUAUUGGAAUGUGCAAUCAAGCCAGUUGUCAUGCUGCCAAUCUGGAGGGAGUCCUUGGGACACACCAGGUUGCGCAGAAUGACAGCUAUUGAAAGAGAAGAAAAGGAAAAAGUGAAAAAGAAGGAAAGAAAACAAGAGGAAGAAGAAACCAUGCAGCAAGCAACAUGGGUGAAAUACACAUUUCCUAUCAAACAUCAGGUUUGGAAACAAAAAGGAGAAGAAUAUAGAGUAACAGGGUAUGGUGGAUGGAUCUGGAUUAGUAAAACUCAUGUUCAUAGAUUUGUACCAAGAUUACCAGGAAAUACUAAUGUCAAUUACAGGAAAUUACUACCAGCAAAAAGUGAAACUACUACCAUCCCAGAAAAACAGCGUGAACUGGAUAAAAGGAAAACUCCAGCAAAAGUGAAGGUCGAGCAUGGUUCUUCGAAAGAAAAGAUAAAAUACUUCCGUGAGCCACACAAGAAGGACCAAAAAGAAACUGAAAAUUCCGAGACCACAAAGAGAGCUCAAACCAAGGAAGAAAAUGAACCGCAUGAAGAAAAAUCUGAAAUCAAACAUUUUGAAAAAUCAGUUCAUGCAAAUGAAGAGAAGAAAGAAAUUGGUGAAGGUGAUAAAGACAUCAAGGAAGAAUCUAUGGAGGUUGAUGAAGUGAAAGUGGAUACCUCCACAAAAUAUGAGGAAGCCCCAGUCAGUGUGGAUUUAAUCAACGUCAGCGAGAGUUUCCACUUAAGGACAUUUUACAAAAGGAAAGUAAAAUCAUCAAAACUAGAUGGACUGCUUGAAAGGAGAGUAAAACAGUUUACACUUGAGGAAAAGCAGCGACUAGAAAGAAUAAAGCUCAAAUCUGGUUCUAACUCUUCAGGUUGUAAAUUGUUGAGACAACAGGAGAGUGAGGAUGACCUACAGUUACCUAAAGCAGGAGAUGAGAAGCAAGUAGAUUUGACAUCCCAAAGCAGAAUUGAUACUUCAGACACAAAUCAAACGGAAGAUCCUGUUAAAGACCGCUUGUCACCUAGCAAUCGCCACUUUACCAAAACCAGUGAAUCAGUCCAAUCUUUGCCUUGCUUGAAUAGGCUUUUAGAGGGAGAAGCAGGUGCAACUUCAGUUCAGUGUCCAGAUGCUCAAAGUUUGAAAGCAAAAGAUAGUAAUGAAAGUGUUUCUGAAUCCAUGGAUACGGAUAACCCUCAAGUGCAGAGUAAGGAGAAAAGCACUGACUGUUUGAAAACAGAAGACUCUAAACCAGUAGAAAACAAAGAAACAACAACAUGUGGUAUCUUAGAGGACAACGCAAAAUGUUUGAAGCAAGCAAAUACUGAGUCUCAGUGCGGAAAUGUUAUUCGGCCAAUGGUAACUGAAAGCAGCUGUGAAGGAGACACUUCAUCUUCAACUGAGAUAGGAAAUGAAGCGUUAACAUCUGAAAAACAUGACUGUGAUUCUGCAGAAGCUCGUAGGUUAGAAAAUCAUCCCAGCAUGGUAUCUCUGCAAGCAAAAGAGAGUCUUGUGAAAAACAUUGCAGAUGCGUCUGAACCCAAAAUUGCAUUAAAUCCAAAGCAGACUCUCGGGGGCCUAAAAUCGCUGCAUACUGAGCUAAUUUCAGAAAAGGCAUUUGAAGCCCAAAUUCCUGACGUGAUUGGAGAAAAUAUUAUUGAUGAGGUGGUGAAGACUAAAAUCACUGAAACAAAUGGUGAAAAGCAAGACCAGGAGAAGUGUGUCCCACCGAGUUCCAUAAACAAGUGUUUUGAUCAGAUUAAGAGUAUUGCUGACAAAAAUAAUAAUAAAAACGGGGAAUUGAAUACACAAACGGAAAAGGGGAAGCCAGCAGCAUUUCAGAUUAAUGGAAAAGACACUGAUUUUAAAGUAUUACCUAAUGAAGAGUGCUUAAAGAGAGAGACACUUGCACAAACCGAGAGCGGCGUUGACUCGAAAAUCAAUUAUAUUAGCAAAAGCAACCCUCUGGUCAAAUCAUUUUCUUCUAACGAAUCUCUAAAACCAUUUAUGAAUGGUGAUAUUGCAGUGGAAGAUGCAAAUGAUAAUUUGAUCAGUAAGUUGGGUGUACAGAGUUCUGUGGGUGGUGAUUCUAGAGAGAAUGAUAUGUCUCAGUCUAAUCAAAGUACUGGAAGAAAGCAGUGUUCUCCUGAAAGGUCUAGUCUUGUUGAUGACACAUCCAUCACAUCUCUCCAUUCCUCCAGUGAAAACAAUAUAUAUAAUGAAGCCGAAUGCAUGGAGAUUGAACCACCUUGUGUUACGAAAACUGCUCCAUCACCUGUAAUUUCCUGUGAGGAAUCUAGCUUGAGUAAUGACUUUGCUGAUCAGAAUGGAUUACCGAUAAGCAACAAAAUCGAAAGCGUCAACGGAGAAAGUGUAGUAAAAGCCGUUGUUACGGAAGUGACCACCACGUCAACUGUUUCUACGGAAUCCAAAACUACUUAUAAAGUAUCAGGAUUGUCAGCCAUCAAGGAAGAUAGAGAAAGUGGGGUAUCAUCCAUGGAAAACUGUUCUGUAUCCACUGUAACCACCACCACCACCACAACGACCACUGUAAGAAAACUUACCGCUCCCACUACAGAUAGCAAUACUGAUGUCAUUUCCGUAAAGGAGCACAGCAAAACUGUGGUAACAGCAACAGUGACUGAUUCCUUGACUACUGCAGCGGGAACCUUGGUGACUUCUAUGACAGUCAGCAAGGAAUAUUCCACAAGGGACAAAGUGAAGCUCAUGAAAUUUUCAAGGCCGAAAAAAACUCGUUCUGGAACAGCCUUGCCAUCUUACCGGAAGUUUGUUACCAAAAGCAGUAAAAAGAGCAUAUUUGUUUUGCCCAAUGACGACUUGAAGAAGCUAGCAAGAAGAGGAGGGAUCAGAGAGGUUCCCUGUUUCAACUAUACUGCGAAGCCUGCUUUGGAUAUUUGGCCAUAUCCAUCCCCGAGACCAACGUUUGGUAUCACUUGGAGAUACCGACUGCAAACUGUAAAAUCUUUGGCAGGGGUUAGCCUUAUGUUGAGGUUACUCUGGGCAUGUCUGAAAUGGGAUGACAUGGCUGCUAAACCCCCACCUGGUGGAGGAACUACACGUACAGACACAUCGGAAACGGAAAUAACAACAACUGAAAUAAUCAAGCGAAGAGAUGUUGGACCAUAUGGAAUUCGAUCGGAGUACUGUGUACGGAAAAUUAUUUGUCCGAUUGGUGUUCCAGAGGCCCCCAAAGAAACUCCUACGCCUCAGAGGAAAGGGCUUCGGUCAAGUGCAUUGCGACCCAAAAGGCCAGAAACUCCAAAACAAACAGGCCCUGUUAUAAUUGAAACCUGGGUAGCGGAGGAGGAAUUAGAACUAUGGGAAAUAAAAGCAUUUUCUGAAAGAGUGGAGAAGGAAAAGGCACAAGCAGUUGAGCAACAGGCUAAGGUUAGUGAACAGAAGAAGGCUGAGGAAUUCAAGGCCCAAAUGGAGGCUCAACUAAAACAACAGCGAUUGGCUGCCCAGCAGAAGCGACUGGAGCAACAGAAGCAGUUGCCUGCCGUGUGUGGCGCCGCUACAGCUACAACUACCAGCGGUACGGCAACCACCGUCUCCACUCCUCAGAAAGUUAUGGUUGGCCCAUUGCCACGCUCUAUUCCCAGUGGAACCAAAGUGGUGCUUGCUACUAAAGUGGGAUCUCCAGCUACAGUAACAUUCCAGCAGAACAAGAACUUUCACCAGACUUUUGCUACCUGGGUUAAACAAGGCCAGUCUUCAUCAGCCACAAGCACAACUGCUACAUCGGCAACAACUAUUUCCAGCAGUGGUCAGACUUUCCAGAUUGCAAGCAGCCCAGUGACUAUGGCAGGCAAGGUGAUAACAAAGCUGCCUCUACCAGCAAAUAGCAAGAUAGUUGCUGUUAACGUCCCAGCCACUCAAGGAGGUGUAGUUCAAGUGCAGCAGAAAGUGUUGGGUAUCAUUCCAUCAACUACUGGAUCAAACCAACAAACAUUUACUUCAUUCCAGCCGAGGACAGCAACUGUAACUAUUAGGCCAAAUAACACAGGGACGGUGUGUACAACGAGUGCUUCACAAGUAAUGGCUGGGACACCUCUCCGGCCUGGGAUGACAGUCAUAAGGACACCACUUCAGCAAUCAGCAUUAGGAAAGACCAUCAUUCGAACACCUGUCGUGGUACAGCAAGGUAUUCUUCCAACUAGCCAGACCCAGCAAGUAGUGACCCAGAUAAUCAGAGGUCAGCCUGUUUCCACAGCAGUGUCUAGCGCUACCACCGUUUCUGCAAAUCCAAAGGUAGUGACAACUUCAGGAGCCCCUUUGCAGCACAUGCAGCCGCAAGCUGCAUCACCACACCCACCUCGUCCUCAACAGGGUCAGGUGAAACUUACAAUGGCGCAGCUCACGCAGCUCACACAAGGACAGGGUGGCAGUCAAGGUUUGACUGUGGUGAUUCAAGGGCAAGGUCAAACCACUGGGCAGUUGCAGUUGAUCCCGCAGGGUGUCACAGUAAUACCAGGACCAGGACAACAGCUAAUGCAAGCAGCUAUGCCAAAUGGUACAAUCCAGCGGUUUCUUUUCACCCCACUUCCACCAGCAGCAGCAGCAGCUACUGCAGCUAGUACUACUACAACUACAGUUUCCACCUCAACACCAGCUGCAGGAGAACAGAAGCAAGCUUCUCAAGCACAGACCCAAACACAGCCAGCGCCAGAGCUUCCUCCUCCUCCUCCUCCUCCUCCUCCUGAACCCCAGCCACCUCAGAGUCAGCUCCAAGGCCAGUCUCAGGGGCAACCCCAGAGUAUUCAGCCUCAGCCUCCAGCUCAGACGCAGCCUACUCAAUCUCCGCCUCGGGCUGAAGCCCAGGCAGCCGCCGAAGCUCAGCCUCCAGCUUCACUUCCAUGCCCAGUCAUCUCCGAAGCACAGCCUCCAGUAUCGCAACCAACCGUAACUCCAGCCACUGCUCAGACUCCACCCCAGAGCCUUCCACAAGGGCAGCCUUUAGCCCCAGUUCAAAGCCAGGCCCAGUCAGGGGUACACCCACAGACCCCGCCCAAAGUUCAGAUGAUUCAGCCAGCUCAGGUCCAGACUCCAGCGCCACAGCACCUCCCCAUGCAGCCGCAUCCUUCGAUCCAAAUCCAGACUUCGCAGCCCCAGGUUCCAACUUCGGUUCAAACUCUGCCACCCGCGUCAAACGUAAAUCAAGUUACCGUGCAAUCUCCACGUCCUCAGCUGCAAAUCCAGCCACCGCAGACUAAGGUGAUCACAGUCCCGCAGCUUCAGCAGCAAGUCCAGGUGUUCUCUCAGCUCCAGUCCCAUGUUGUGGCUCAGAUACAGGCCCAGCAAGGUGGUCUGCCUCAGCAAAUUAAACUUCAGUUGCCUAUUCAGAUUCAGCAAGCCGGCCCGGUGCAAGCUCAUCAGAUCCAGAACGUGGUAACUGUUCAAGCGGCCAGCGUUCAAGAGCAACUGCAAAGGGUUCAGCAGCUCAGAGAGCAGCAGCAGAAGAAAAAACAGCAGCAUAUUGAAAUUAAACGUGAGCACUCCCUCCAGGCUUCUAAUCAGAGCGACAUUAUCCAGAAACAGGUGGUAAUGAAGCACAACGCUGUGAUCGAGCAUCUAAAACAGAAAAAGACGUUGACCCCUGCUGAACGGGAAGAGAAUCAGCGAAUGAUAGUGUGCAACCAAGUAAUGAAGUAUAUUCUGGAUAAGAUAGAUAAAGAAGAAAAACAGGCUGCUAAGAAACGAAAGCGAGAAGAGAGUGUGGAACAAAAGCGCAGUAAACAGAAUGCAACUAAACUCUCGGCUCUGCUCUUCAAACAUAAGGAACAACUUAAAGCUGAAAUACUAAAGAAAAGGGCACUUCUGGACAAAGACUUACAAAUUGAAGUGCAGGAAGAGCUAAAGAAAGACUUGGCAAAAAUUAAGAGAGAGAAAGAAAAGGCGCAGGCAGCUGCCGCUGCUGCCGCUGCUGCAGCAGCAGCAGCAGUACCACCACCUCCUCCACCACCACCACCACCUCCUCCUCCUCCACCUCCACCACCACCUCCUCCUCCACCACCACCACACAGUACCAAUGUUGCAUCGACAACCACGGUCACGACACCCGUUUCAUCCCAUAAGAGAAAACGAGAGGAAGAGAAAGAGUCCUCGUCUUCUAAAUCGAAGAAAAAGAAAAUGAUAUCUACUACCUCAAAGGAAUCCAAGAAGGACACCAAGCUUUACUGCAUCUGCAAGACGCCUUAUGAUGAAUCUAAGUUCUAUAUUGGCUGUGAUCUUUGUACUAACUGGUAUCAUGGAGAAUGUGUUGGCAUCACAGAAAAGGAGGCUAAGAAAAUGGAUGUGUACAUCUGUAAUGAGUGUAAACGGGCACAAGAGGGCAGCAGUGAGGAAUUAUACUGUAUCUGCAGAACACCUUAUGAUGAGUCACAAUUUUACAUUGGCUGUGACCGGUGUCAGAACUGGUAUCAUGGGCGUUGCGUUGGUAUUUUGCAAAGUGAGGCAGACCUCAUUGAUGAGUAUGUCUGUCCGCAGUGUCAGUCAACUGAAGAUGCCAUGACAGUACUCAGUCCCUUGACUGAUAAAGAUUAUGAGGGGCUGAAGAGAGUGCUACGGUCAUUGCAGGCUCACAAGAUGGCAUGGCCAUUCCUAGAACCGGUAGAUCCCAAUGAUGCUCCAGAUUAUUAUGGUGUUAUCAAAGAACCGAUGGACCUUUCCACCAUGGAAGAAAGAAUACUGAAACGUUACUACAAGAAGGUGACCGAGUUUGUGGCUGACAUGACCAAAAUUUUUGAUAACUGUCGUUACUACAAUCCAAGUGAUUCCCCUUUUUAUCAGUGUGCAGAGGUUCUCGAAUCAUUCUUUGUACAGAAACUAAAAGGAUUCAAAGCAAGCAGAUUGUGAUAACUUUAGUCUGACCUUUCUAACUGGAAUCAGAACUGGAUGUUUGGCUUACUUUUUCAUUGUACCAUGUCAUUAAAUCACUUUUUUAAAACAAAAACAAAUCCAUACUUGCUGUUCGCUUUUAAACUGCGCUUUAAUGUGGAAGCUGCCAUUGGCUAGCAGCUAUGUCAGAAAAUAAAAUGAUCCGUUCUUUGAAUACUGUGUCAAAAUGAAGUCCAGUAAUAGCAGUGGAAGCUAUGUAAUAAUCAGUUUUAAUAAAAAAAAAAACUUCCAAAAGAGGUUUUGAUGAAUUCUAACCAAAAUGUGAUAUUUUAAAUUCAUGUUCUGCCAAUAAAUACACUUUUAUCUAAACAUCUCCCAAAGCAAUGUAAAUUGGCUACAUCUAAUUAAUAUGUACCUCACUCUGAGUAUCAUGUGACAUUUCUGGAUUAUUAUUUUUAUAUUUCCAUUGAACAUCAUGUGCUUUUAUACACAACUGAAAGUGGUUAUGUAGAUGGUGUAUAUGGUGUUUGCCUACGAAAGAUGAACGGGAACAGCAGCAUGGCUGCAUUUCCAGCUGAGUGACAGGCCCUUGGCAUCCACUUGAAACAACUGAGAUCUCUUUAAAUGAAGGGUGCUUAAUUGUUCCCCUUUUCUGCAUUCUGCAGGUCUCAUAACAACAAACUGCAGUCUACAACUUCUUAAGGUUCCACGUGUUACCCUAACACAAAGAGCAAGAAUCUGGUUGUCUGAAUUUUAUUUUUAUUUUUAUUUUUUAAUUGGAAAAGCCAGAGGUUUUUAAGUCAGGGCGUCCUGACAAGUCUUGAUGUAAACUGCAUUUUUAUCAGUCGCAUCAGAUUAUAUUCUUGGCUUGAUUUUGUCCAAAGGACAAAAGAAUGAAAUUCAGCAGCAUCGUUUUCUUGUCAAGAUCAAAUUGUGACAGAAACAGGAAAACGUUUUUAUUAAAGGACGAGAGAGGAAAACAAGCGAGAGAAAACAAGAUACAGUAAAAUGGGGUCAAGUCCUAACCCCAUAGAAAUGCCACAUCUGUUCUUCAGUGAAGAAGCUGGUUUAAAGUCCACACAGAGAAGUUUUGACUGUAUUUAUUUAUUGUUGCAAAAGGACGCUUUUUUAUUGCUGCCCUCAUUUGUCAGCUUUUUCUUUCUUUCUUAUACGCCCCAGCUCUGGUUAAAUGUAACCCUUUCUGUAUCUUACCAUGGUUCCUGUAGCUAAAAGUACAAGAUGACCUCUAAAUGUCUUUUCUUUCUAUGAAAGGAGCUGCUAUGUACACAUGUGCACAAACAAACUGGGAAUCAACAAUGAGUUUAUCGUUCAUGGUAGAAGAAAACAAUUAAGCUUGCAUAAAAGUUGGGCUAAGUGGUCAUGUACUACAGACUUUGUUGCCUUGAAUAUAACAGUACAAUUUGUCAUUUACUCUGCACCGGACUGAUACGAGUAAAAUCUAUUCGAAGGUAUCUUGUUUGUAAACAUUUGUCAGAUUUUAAUUUUUCCCCCCUUCUCCUUUUUGUAUUAAAAAUUCAAAAUAUGGAUGUAUAUGAAACAAAAUAAAUGGAGAUCAUUGUUCUCUCCACAGAUGUAGGUGUCUUUUGAAUGUUCGCUAACCUGUUCGUGAGGUUUCGGAGGUUUGUUCUGAACUGUAACAAUCCUGAGAUAGUAUGGAAGGGAAAAGUAGGAAGGUGGACUAACCCCUCAGCGUGGUUUUCCUUAUGUUUAAUCAAAUGUAAUAAAAUUCUACUGUGGUGCCACAACUUUUGCCUUGAUGAUGAAGGAGUUGUGUAAGAGUUGUCAUUGUCCAUUGCUAAGUGAGAUAACAUGGAGCAAAUGAUCAUGUCAGGAUAAAUAAUGGUCUCAAAACUGUGUUUCAUUUUUGUGGCUUCUUUACUAGGAAAGGUGUGUAAAAAGAUGAAAGCCAACAGAAAGAGGGGCUUUGCAGAUUUUUUUAAAAAUUGCUUUCCCAACCAAUCACACCUGCUGUUGAUGACAGUUUAAAUGUGUAUAUUAUAAACCAGCAGCAGUUGGUUUUGGUAGCUCUACACCUGUGUUAACUAGAUUUUGCACUAAUUCACAAUUUUGCCCUUCUGUGAUCUGGAAUUUAUCUGAUUAUGGAUAAGCUUUCCUUGGGUUUAACUUCACCCUGCUAUGCAAGAACCUUUUCUGUUACUUUCUUAGACAUUGCGAUCAACCACAAUUUUCUUACUAAGUACAGGCUCAGGUGUACAAAUACUUUGGGGUUAAUUUUCUCUACGAAAGCCUUCGCUUUUGUAUAUAGAUGCUGUCAUUUUAACCAAUGUGAAAUCAAAAGGAAGUUAAUUGUUCAUUGUGAAAAGAGCAUCCAUUUAUGCUUCUUAGAAGAUAGGAAAAAAAGAGUAUUUGUGUUUUAGGCUAUGUUGUCUUAGGACUUUUUACAAAAAAAUAUGCUACAUAUUGUAUGCAUUAUGUUUAUAAAAACAGGAGAAUUUUCAUCCUUAAUCCUACAGAUAUUGUCUCUUCACAAUAUUUCUGUAUUAUUCGUACAUAUGGCUGACACUGAAGAAAAAAACAUGUUGAGAAAUGAACUUUCUUACCCGUAGGCAAUAGAGCACUGUUUUUAACAAAUUGUGACAAACUGAAGAAUAACUUUUUUGUACAUAAUAGGGCAUUUCAUCUUAGACAAAUAAAGGAAUGUUGUUGGACAUCAGAUUUGGUGGAAUUCCUAAUGAAACAUCAGUUGUUUAAAAUAACAUAUGUAGCACUUGGCAUUGCCAUACUGUGCGGUAAUUCUUGGGGGAAUUUUUCAUAUAAAUAAUUAUGAAAUGAGGAAAAUGCUACUUUCAUACACUUUUUACCAAGCCUCAUCAUUUUUCCUACUGCUUUGUAAUAUAUGAAGACAAUUCUUAGCUGUAACUACUAUGGUAAUUUUUAGUUUUUUUGGGUUUUUUUGAAAAAAGUUUUAUUUAUGAGCCAGUGUAAUGUGUGUACAUUUUAAAUACCACUUCUGUAAAAGGAAUAAAGAAAAUUAUACUUUA
This is a messenger RNA of Podarcis muralis (Common wall lizard), 13036 nucleotides long. It is a transcript of the gene BPTF, whose product is annotated as bromodomain PHD finger transcription factor. Gene Ontology annotation, molecular function: zinc ion binding; RNA polymerase II cis-regulatory region sequence-specific DNA binding. NCBI's taxonomy places the organism in Eukaryota, Metazoa, Chordata, Lepidosauria, Squamata, Lacertidae. Gene Ontology annotation, cellular component: NURF complex. The record is from RefSeq and is a predicted model, not a curated record. Gene Ontology annotation, biological process: regulation of transcription by RNA polymerase II.